Neodiprion virginianus is the source of this 1000-nucleotide messenger RNA. RefSeq names its product myophilin (gene Chd64). The coding region runs from base 166 to 732 and encodes 188 amino acids. Lineage: Eukaryota; Metazoa; Arthropoda; Insecta; Hymenoptera; Diprionidae. The transcript is spliced from 4 exons. Gene Ontology annotation, molecular function: protein binding. The record is from RefSeq and is a predicted model, not a curated record.
AACAGUAGAGUUGCGACCGUUGAAGCGGCAGCUUUGUAAAACCCGUUUCAUCACCUGUUUUUCAGUGUUUAACCGUAGUACCGCAGUGUUAUUUCGCUCCGUUUGAUCCUACUCUUAAAAAAAAAAAACAAAAAAAAAAAAAGAAACACAACGACAACGACAACAAUGGCUAACAACAGAGCAACCAAGUCCGGAUUCGCCGCCGAAGCUCAACGCAAGAUAAACAGUAAAUACAGCGAGGAAUUGGCCCAGGAGAGUUUAGAAUGGAUAAAAACAAUAACCGGCGAGGACAUAAACACGAGCGGAGACAUGGACAAUUUUUACGAAACCCUCAAGGACGGAACUCUCCUCUGCAGAUUGGUGAACAGCAUCAAGGAGGGAUCGGUUAAGAAGAUAAACAACACCGGGCUGGCUUUCAAGUGUAUGGAGAACAUAAACGCGUUUUUGGAAAAUGCAAGAGCUCUGGGAGUACCGGCCCAGGAAACAUUUCAGACCGUCGAUCUGUGGGAAAGACAAAAUUUAAACUCUGUCGUAAUCUGUCUCCAAUCGCUAGGCCGCAAGGCUGGAAAUUACGGCAAACCGAGCAUCGGGCCGAAAGAGGCUGACAAGAACGUGCGAAACUUUAGCGACGAACAGCUCAAGGCUGGUGCUGGUGUGAUAAGUCUUCAAUACGGUAGCAACAAGGGAGCAACCCAAAGUGGUAUCAAUUUUGGAAAUACAAGACACAUGUAAAUCAUCCCGCCAUCCUGCUCGAGCACAUUUUCCAAAAUUCAGACUUCCAAAACCGCCUUACAAUUAGACAACUCUAUCUCACACACACACACACAUGUAACUUGAUUAAUUUUACAUUCAAAGGACACGGAACGUUUCGUACAUCCUUUCAUAUCUUUUUUCUCCCCCUUUUCUUUCGUUUCCCUUAUUAUUUUUAAAUAUAUAUAUAUAUAUAUAUAUAUUUUUUUUUUUCUUUGGUUCGAUAACGAGAAAAAAAAACAACAAACAA